GCGUCACGUCCCACCGGCGCACGCACGCACUCCGCCGCCGCCACCACCACCAAGGCUCUAGGCUCCAACCCAGGCAGGCGCCGCCCACCUUGACGAGGAAUCACAAGAAUCCCUCGGCCGAAUCCCGUGGAUUCCAAGUUUCCAACCAUUCGGCGGCCGGCCGCACCACCAUUCCACCCGUCCACCUCGUUGCCUCCGCCCUCUGUCUCCCGGUCUCCGCUUCCCCUCGCAUCCGCGUCUCCAAAAACCCCCAACUCUGCACUGCACCGACCGCGCCGAGAGGAGAGACGAGAGCCCCCGAGACCGCGCGCCGCCAUGGCCUUCCACUACGCAGCAAUGCCCUCCUCCUCCUCCUCGUCCCUCUCCGGCGUCUCCUCCCAGCCCCCGCUUCACCUCCCCCGUCUCCGAUCCCCUCACCAAGCGUCCCGCCGCCUCUCCGCGCUCCCCUUCUCCCGCGCGCUCCCGCUUCCCCUCCGCCUCCGCCUCCGCAUUCCCCGUCCCCAACUUCCUCCGCUGCCCCUCGCGUUCUCCCACGGUGGGGGCGGAGAUAACGAUGGCGACGAUAAUAAUAACAAUGGCGGCGGAGAUGGCGAGGGGGAUGGCGGCGCGCCCGACAACCGGAGGGAGGCGCUGUUCGUGCUCGCGCAACUGGGGAGGAAGCUCGAGAGCCUGCCGUCCGACCUCGCGGCCGCCGUGGAGGGUGGCCGCGUCACGGGGGAGAUCGUGCGGCGCUUCGCUGAGAUGGAGGGCUCGGCGCUGCUCCGGUGGCUGCUCCAGUUCCAGGGGUUCAGGGAGCGCCUCCUGGCGGACGAUCUCUUCCUCGCUAAGCUUGCCAUGGAGUGCGGCGUCGGCGUCAUCGCAAAGACUGCUGCGGAGUAUGAGAAGAGAAGGGAGAAUUUUGUCAAAGAGAUUGAUAUCGUGAUUGCCGAUGUGGUCAUGGCAAUAGUUGCUGAUUUCAUGCUUGUCUAUCUUCCUGCUCCAACUGUAUCUCUGCAACCACCACUUGCAACAAAUGCUGGGCAUAUUGCUAAUUUUUUCCACAAUUGCCCGGAUAAUGCUUUCCAAAUUGCUUUGGCUGGAAGAUCAUACUCAAUUCUGCAGAGGCUAGGGGCUAUUCUGAGAAAUGGUGCAAAGCUUUUCACUGUGGGAACUAGUGCUUCUCUGAUUGGCACCGGUGUCACGAAUGCACUGAUAAAAGCAAGGAAGGCUGUUGACAAAGAGCUAGAUGACGAAGUUGAAGAUAUUCCAGUUUUGUCAACUAGUGUUGCUUAUGGUGUAUACAUGGCAGUAUCUAGUAACCUCAGGUACCAGAUUUUGGCUGGUGUAAUCGAACAGAGGAUGCUGGAGCCCCUACUACAUAACCACAAGCUUCUAUUGAGUGCUCUAUGCUUUGCUGUUCGCACGGGCAACACAUUCUUGGGUUCUUUACUAUGGGUUGACUAUGCCAGGUGGGUAGGCGUACAAAAGGUUCAAGAAGAGGCCUAAUGUUGGCAUACCGUAAGUUACUACGAUAUGUAUUCUACAACGUCACGACAUUCUUCUCUUCAUAGGGAACAUCUUUACUGGUAAAGGCAGAAGAUAGGCAUCUCCAUAUGUCGAAUUCAUAUCAACAGUGUCACCGUAUUUUUCUUCAUAGCCUGCAACUUGUAAGACUUGUCUUUGUAAUAUACGAGUUUUUGACCCAACGAGCACUCGGAGGGACCUGUUUAUUGUUUGUCUUUGUUCUAGGAUUGUCGUGCCUUUUAUUUUCACUUAUGGGGACUGUUGACAGCACUCUGCCGGAGUUUACUCAUGUAAUGUUGAUAAAGGACUGUCAGUCUGUCACCAUAGCAUUCGUCUGAAGAAAAACACUCUUCCCGUUUCACUUU
Oryza sativa Japonica Group (Japanese rice) is the source of this 1868-nucleotide messenger RNA. Its product is annotated as protein RETICULATA-RELATED 4, chloroplastic. Lineage: Eukaryota; Viridiplantae; Streptophyta; Magnoliopsida; Poales; Poaceae. The record is from RefSeq and is a predicted model, not a curated record.